CUCCUCCUCCGCCGCCGCCUAUGGUCGAUGAAGAAGGACGCCUUGCUGGAGCCGGCGCUCUCCCGCAACCGCCGCUGGAUCGUCAACAACCAGAUCAAGAACCUCCUCCUCCGCUCCCCCGGCCGCACCGCCACCGUUCGCUCCCUCCAGAAGCGUUUCAAGACCUUUGACCUCCAAGGCCGCGCCCUCAACUGGCUCCGAAAGUACCCCUGCUGCUUCGACACCUUAUCCGGCCCGGCUGGCCCCGACGGCGGCGGCGGUGAGGAGCUUCGCUUCACCUUCUCCAAGCGCAUGGCCGCGCUCGUCGACGAGGAGGAGAGCGUCAAGGAGGCCUCCGAGCCCGCCAUGGCCCGGCGGCUCGCUAAGCUCCUCAUGCUCUCCCGAGACCGCCGCCUCAACGUCGUCAAGCUCAACGAGCUUAAGCGCAACUUCGGCUUCCCCGACGACUACGUCCUGCGCCUCAUUCCCAAGCAUCCGGAGAUCUUCAGGGUAAUCAACCGCACUGGGCGGCAGAACGCGAUGGAGAUCGAGCUCCUCCGGUGGGAUCCCAAUCUCGCGAUCUCCGCCGUCGAGGCCGCGGCCAUCGAUCGCGGAACUGAGCCGCGGUACGUAUGCUCGUUGCCGGAGACCUGGUUCAAGACCCGGGAGAAGUUCGACGAGUUCAACGACGCCACGCCGUACGUCUCGCCGUACUCGGAGGACCGGACGGAGUCAGAAAAGCGGGCGGUGGGGGUCGUCCAUGAGAUCCUUUCGCUGUCGCUGUGGAAGAAAGCAUCGAUCCUAAAGCUGGAGCACUUUAAGAGGGAGUUUGGAUUGCCGGUGAGGCUGAACCUAUUGUUGCUGAGGCAUCCGUGCAUCUUCUAUGUGUCGAACAGGUAUAAGAUUUAUACGGUGGUCCUCAGGGAAGCAUACAAUGGGUCGGAGCUCAUCGAUAAGGACCCGUUGGUGGUGGUGAAGGAUAAGCUUGGGGAAUUGAUGCAGGAGGGGCUUCACGAGUACAAUCGGAGACGGCAUCUAGCAAACUUAGGGAAGAAGAGGAAGAGAGGUGAGAUUGACUUGACACCGAAGAAGGAAGAAGAUGAUGAAAAUGAAGAGGAAGCUUCGAGACUGGACACUGUUGAGAAGAGGGAAGAGAGGAUAAGGUUUUACAAAGUGCUCUUCGACGAGAAACCAUGAUGAAAUGGAGGUAUGACUGCAACCUUUCUUGUAUAAUUCGAAAUUAAUGCCUUUUGAAUUGAAAUGUGGGAUAGUGACCAUCUGUUACAAUUUGAUCGUCGUUUAUGCAAAUGCCUUAGAUCAUGAUUAUAUGUUGCCAUUCAAGUAUUGUCAUCCUAGUAUGCUCAGAGGACACAUUGUUAUUGGCCUCAAAGUUGCGAAAAUGGACUUGGGGCAUAAAACCGACCCACAUUUUUCUUAAAAUUAUGUAGAUAGGAGUGAGUCUCCUAUUUUAUAUUUAUAGUGACUAAUCGAUUGACUUCUUAUCGAGCGGUAGAACUAAUGUGCCAAGCAUCCAAGUAGGUCUCCCUCCUUGCCAACCAUCAAUAUAGGUAAUGCACCUGAUCGUUUUUUCUUCAAAUUAUAUUGAUAGGAGUUCUUCAGGCUCCUUUUCUAAUGGUUUAUGCUGACAAUUGCAUUGGAUUCUUAUUCAUCGAGCAAUAGAACUGAUAGCACAUGUAUUUCUUUGUUCCUGGCGUCAUGAGAUUAUCUUUAUUUUGUUGUAAUAACAACUGAAUGACUGUAGAUCUGCCACUUUCAUCUAUGUGAUGUACUUAUUUUGUUGU
Musa acuminata subsp. malaccensis (wild Malaysian banana) is the source of this 1781-nucleotide messenger RNA. RefSeq names its product protein WHAT'S THIS FACTOR 1 homolog, chloroplastic. The record is from RefSeq and is a predicted model, not a curated record. Lineage: Eukaryota; Viridiplantae; Streptophyta; Magnoliopsida; Zingiberales; Musaceae. Gene Ontology annotation, molecular function: RNA binding.